AUGGACUGCAAGACGUUGAAGAGCGAUGAGAUGGAGGCUUUGGCCGCCAUUUACGGCGAUGAAUGGGUUGUGGAGGACGAGACCAGUCAUGUCUUCAGCAUUACGUUGAAGAAUGAGACCAAUUGUAACGAUAGUCAGACCAGAGGUCAGGAUUGGGAGCGAAUGAUUCGUCUGGAGUUCCGUUUGCCCGAAGAAUACCCGUUAAGUCAGCCGCCAUUCUAUACGCUGUCCGCCCCGUGGAUGUCACGCAAAGACAAGAUGCAACUCAUGGCACAGUUGGAGGAGAUCUACUGCGACAACGAAUCCCAAUCCAUACUUUAUCUGUGGAUAGAGAAGGCCAGAGAGUUCUUGAGUGGCGACGAGUCCACUGAUGGCAACGACAACCCAUCCCAUGACCACAACAACAGCUGCCAAACCACUCACUGCGACAACGAAUGCCACGGAACCGAUGAUAGCCCACAAGAGACCAACCAUUACAUCACUAACAAUGCAUGCGAUCAGUCAUCCAAUAGUCAUUCAUAUCCACAUUCAUCGCACUGUCAGACGAUAUCGUCGAAUAACGCUUGCAGUGGUUCUUCAGCGCCGGCCCUAUACCACGGCGAACCCCUAACCGAUAGGCGCAGCACAUUUCAGGCACACUUAUCACCCGUUCAUUCGGUGUCCGACGCGUUGGAAGCGUUGGCCGCUCUCAAGCAGAACAAGAAGAUAGAGAGCGCCACCCAUAACAUCAGCGCUUACCGAAUCUCCGGCGGACCACACAAUACAUGCCUUCAGGACUGUGAUGACGACGGCGAGAGUCACGCCGGCUCUCGACUCCUCCAUCUGUUGCAGAUUCUGGAGGUGCGGGAUGUGGUGGUAGUGGUGUCGCGUUGGUUCGGUGGCAUACAGUUAGGCCCCGACCGCUUCAAACACAUCAAUAACGUGGCCCGAGAUCUGCUCCAGAAGUGCGGUUACGUCGACGAGUCCUCUGAUGGCAACCAAAGCAUUAAAAGCAAGAAGAAAGCCAAAUGA
Molecule: messenger RNA, 1011 nt
Organism: Medioppia subpectinata
Lineage: Eukaryota; Metazoa; Arthropoda; Arachnida; Sarcoptiformes; Oppiidae
Source: the annotation of a GenBank genome assembly